Messenger RNA from Antechinus flavipes (yellow-footed antechinus), 3589 nucleotides. It is a transcript of the gene CYTIP, whose product is annotated as cytohesin 1 interacting protein. The record is from RefSeq and is a predicted model, not a curated record. The coding region runs from base 795 to 1874 and encodes 359 amino acids. Gene Ontology annotation, molecular function: protein binding. The transcript is spliced from 8 exons. Gene Ontology annotation, biological process: regulation of cell adhesion. NCBI's taxonomy places the organism in Eukaryota, Metazoa, Chordata, Mammalia, Dasyuromorphia, Dasyuridae. Gene Ontology annotation, cellular component: cell cortex.
GCCUUUCUAGCUCACUGCCCUGCACAAAGAUGAAUAUUUUUGUUCAGAUAAAAGAGAAGUAUAACAAAAACACUGAUGAAUGGUUAUAGUCUAAGUGAAAGGUGUAAUAUGUCUUUGAUGAGCAUUGAUGUACUAGAGUUAGUAUGAGGUGAGAGAAAAAGGGAAAGGAGUGAGGGGAGAGAGAAAAACACACAGAUACAGAGACUGAGAGUGACACAGACAAUGGCAUAGAGACAGAAAGACAGAAAAACAGAACAUUGUAACCAAUAUCUACAAUUAUCACUGAUAAUCUCAGGAACUUCAUGACACAUAUCUUGACUUGCAUGGGGUCUCUAAUAUGAACUACAUGUGUAUAUGUAUGUGUGCUUAGGGUGGGGAGGGGUCUGGGGAAUGGGAUGAGAAAAAAUAUGAUAGCAUUUAACAAAUUAAACUUGGGAACGUUUCCCCCACCCCCACCAAAAAAAAAAAGCAGAUGGUAUUUUGAACACAAACUGUCAUAGCACAUGAAAGCAUAAGAGUUCUGGUCGUUGCCAAGAAUGAAAAAAAAAAUAAGCUGAUUUUCUUUAAUUGCAAAAACUACCUCUCAGCUCUCCUAUGGGCUUGAAAAAAAGGCACUGAGAAAUGUGAGUGAUCUGCAAAAAGGGAUUUGUGUAACAAGCACCUCCAACCACAGAAGUCACAUGGGACUCUUUCCGCUUUGCUACUUUUGAUUGCUUGUCAAGAAGGUUAUACUUUUAGUUCUCCCUGGCCAGCAAGGCUAAGCAAUGUGCGAGCUGGAGUGACCUUUAUGCACAAUGUCUUUCCAAAGGCUUAUCCAGCAGAACAACAAUUUGGUGGACUACUGCACAGGCCCAGCUUAUAGCUUGUACUCUGCACCCACAGGUAGCCCACAAGUGGAUAAUAAAAGGAUCCAAAUGCUGGCAGACACAGUGGCCACUUUGCCCCGGGCACGAAAGCAGAAUGCUUUGACCAGAUCAAGUUCUUUGGGUGACUUCUCCUGGCCACAGAGAAGGCUGGUUACUGUGGAAAAGCAGGAUAAUGGAACAUUUGGAUUUGAAAUUCAGACUUAUCCAAUGCAGAACCAAAACACCUGUUUGGAUGAGUUGUACACAUGUAUUUAUAAAGUACAGGAAGAAAGUCCAGCUUACCGUUCUGGACUACAGACUGGUGAUAUCCUUGCUAAUAUCAAUGGAGUUAACAUGGAAGGUUUUACUCACAAGCAGGUGGUUGAAUUGAUAAAAUCUGCAGGAAACAAGUUAAGGCUAGAGACAGUUAAUGGAACAAUGAUUCUUAGAAGGGCAGAGCUUGAAGCCAAGCUGCAGAUUCUGAAGCAAACCUUGAGGGAAAAAUGGGUGGAGUUCCGAGCUUUGCAGUUACAGGAACAACGCCUGCUUCAUGGUGAUGCGGUGGACAGCUCAGGGCUGGAAAGUUUGCAGUCAGAGGACUCUUUAGUGGAAAGCUCAUCAGGACUGGCUGCCUCUUACCAGAACCGUAACAGCCGCCUUUCCAGUGAAAGUAGUUGUAAGAGCUGGUUGAGCUCCAUGACUGUGGAAAGUGAGGAUGGUUAUCAAACUUGCAUGUCUGAGGAUUCAUGUCAGGAAACACUGAGCCGGCAGACCAGCAUGGAAGAGGAGUGUUUUUUCCUCAAGGAUGGUGACAUGGCACUGAGGAAGUCUUCCACCAGGAGGAACAGGAACAUCAGUACUGCCAGCAGUGGUUCCAUGUCUCCUUUGUGGGAGGGGGGUGGCAGCAAUUUUGUUAGCGUGUUUGGGACUCUGCCACGAAAAAGCAGAAGGGGAAGUGUUCGGAAACAACUUUUGAAAUUCAUCCCUGGCCUGCACCGAGCUGUGGAAGAGGAAGAAAGCCGAUUUUGACAAGGGAGGAGCCCUUUUCAAAUGAGCUCAUUCCAUAAGGACUUGCAGUAAUCAAAACAUAUGGGAUAAUCUGAACUUCAGCCCACCCAGGAGAGGGCUUAUGAAACUGACAAGGGACCUCAAGGCAAUAGUAGCCUUUAUUUAAAUGAUUUGUCUACAUUUUGUUGCUGUUGUUAUUGUUGUUUCUAAAGCACUUUUGAAACAACCAAAUUCACAAGGGAGAUAAGUCUCCCAACCUCCUCCUUAUUAUUUGGGUGACUUUGUGCAAUUCAUCUACUUUUCUGGGCUAUAAUAGAUGAGGAUCUAUAAAAUAAAGGGGUUGGACCCAAUGAUUUAGAUUAUCCCACUUAAACAAAUUGUUGAGGAUAGAUUUGAUUUAUUAAUGCACAAGAAAGUACAUGUCAAUCUGGUGUUGCCUGUGUAAGAAAGGGAAAUAUUAUUAUUUAUAUUGCCCAUAUGAAAAAUAAGCUUGAGCUUUUAGACUCAAAUUAGAAAACAAACAAACAAACCAACCUGAAUGCCUCAAGCAAUAUGACUGCUUGAAAUAAUUUUUUCUCCCCACAGGCUGCUUAGUGGAUUUCCCUAAAACCAAUGUAUAAUCUGGUAUAUUUUAAAUCAAUGUAUGUUUAAAUGUAUAAAUUAACUGCAGAUUCUGGAGACUAAUACUUCUCUAUGCCAUAAAGGGAGGGUAAAAUAAAAGAUCAUCAGAGAUAUAUCAGGCCAAAUUUAAUUUGGGAAUCAGGAUACAUUUUUCUAACAAAAAACUAACAAAAAUCCUUUCUAACAAAAGGGGUUAUCAAAACUUUGAAAUGGAUUAUUGAGCAUAAUUAUUAAUUCUCUUUCCCCUGAAAGCUUUAAAAGCAUGAGAGAUUCUCAUUUUUCAAGGCUAGUUCAAGUGUGUUCUUUCUUGAAGAUGGGAUAAGGAUUGGAUCCCUUCACAACAUAUUUAGAUUUUAUGAUAAUUUUCUCUGCAUUGUCCUAAGGCCUAAGAAAUUUGAUCCCAAGACAUUUCUCCUUGUCACCUCCCAAAUUGUAUUUGUACCUUUUUGAACAUUCUUCUAUCCAUCAGGGUGCAUAGUUACUAAGGCUUCAAAGCUCCUGGGAUGAAGAUGAUUAUUACUUUCACCCUGGAGAAAAUCAUCUGAAUUACCAAUAAUAAUUUUUAGUUUUUUUCAAAUAAGAUGUAUUUCUUUGGGGGGGGGUCGGGAGAAGGGGAAAAAGAGAGAAGAGUUUGGUCUACUACCACACAUGAAUAGGCUUCUAAAAUAAUCCAAAAGUUUCAUAAUUUUGGAGAAAUAGUGAAAAAAAACCUGAUAGCAUUUAUAAUGAAAAGUCUUUUUCUACUGUGAUCUUUAAAAAUUUCUGAAUUCAUAGCAAUAUAGAAUUUAGAAGAAAGAAAUAUAAUUGGACUUCCAGUAAAUAAUAUUUGAUAUUGCAUUGGUGCUAUCAAGUUUUCAUAGGACACUUCCCUCUACAAUUAUGCCACCAUGAAAGGAAGGAUUUAAAAUUCACAGUUUUAGGAUACUGCUUAAACAUGUCAUUUGUACUCUAUUUGAGAAAAAAUUUACGUGAAAAGAAAGUUCUGAUUGUUUCUGUUGUUCUGGUCAUCCACAAGCAAGUUUUCUAUCCUGUUUAUUUUGAGAGCAAUUGAUAGCCUUAUCUCUUACCAAUAAAUUAUGCUCAGUAGCAAUAUUUUGAGAGAUGAUGCCAAAUAA